Haliotis rufescens (red abalone) is the source of this 1076-nucleotide messenger RNA. RefSeq names its product mediator of RNA polymerase II transcription subunit 31-like. Gene Ontology annotation, biological process: regulation of transcription by RNA polymerase II. Gene Ontology annotation, molecular function: transcription coregulator activity. Gene Ontology annotation, cellular component: mediator complex; core mediator complex. The record is from RefSeq and is a predicted model, not a curated record. NCBI's taxonomy places the organism in Eukaryota, Metazoa, Mollusca, Gastropoda, Lepetellida, Haliotidae. Bases 113 to 538 code for a protein of 141 amino acids. The transcript has 4 exons.
GAGUUAAGCAUCGCUGUCCGGAGCUUGGGGAGAAGGGACGUAACUACAUUUGUAUUUCCGGUAGAAAAUAAACAAAGUGAAGCGUGGAAGAGAAGCGGUUCUCGGAAUUGAAAUGAAUGUCCGAGGCCCGGUACCAAUGGGUCCAGAUGUGUUUGCAUCACCUGAGACUGAGGAGCAGCAGAGAAUCCGAUUUCAGGUGGAGCUGGAGUUUGUCCAAUGUCUGGCCAAUCCCAACUACCUCAACUUUCUAGCCCAGCGUGGCUACUUCAAGGAGAACUACUUCAUCAACUACCUGAAGUACCUGCUGUAUUGGAAGGAGCCCAAGUAUGCCAGAUACAUCAAAUACCCACAAUGCCUCCACUUCCUGGACCUGCUACAGUAUGAACACUUCCGCAAGGAGCUUGUCAACGGUCAGUGUGCCAAGUUCAUCGAUGACCAGCAGCUGCUACAUUGGCAGCACUAUCAGCGGAAACGGAUGUCGCUGCUCCAAGCUCAGGCCGACCAGGCCGCUGCAAGGGGAGAUAAGCCAAUACCAUGAUGUCCAAGGGCUGUCCAAGACCACGCGGAUGGCCAAACCUUUAACACCCACUGCCGAGCUCAACCAAACUGUUAUCAAUGCAGCCAAGUUUUUUAAAGGGCAGUUGCAUUCAUAGGGCAUAAGAUGCUGCAAGGGAGAUAACCCAUGUGGCAUUCCAUGGAUAUCAAAAGACAUUAUUCGAGUAUGGUUGUAUUGCCUUUACAUACCACUGAGCAAAGGGAGACUAUCCAUGUCAGGAUCUGUGCAAAUUAUGACUUGUGACAGGACACACAUGACAGUAGGUGUGUGCCAAACCUGUCGGAACUUAAGUCGGAUGUUCUCAUUGGUUUUGCUAUGGAACCCGAUUUACCAAGCAUGUAUGUAGCAUGCGGUGUAGUGUAUGUCAAGUCAAGAUGAUUUGAUGUGGCAAGAGACUGUGUGCACCAAUUUGCUUAUGUGUAUGAUCCAACUUUUGUGUUAUGCUAUGAAUCAGAUGUUCUCUUUUUGUAUAAAUUUGUAUUCAGGGAGAAUCUUUAUAAAUCUUGACUUUUUGAAAGAC